Dentiscutata heterogama is the source of this 346-nucleotide messenger RNA. Lineage: Eukaryota; Fungi; Glomeromycota; Glomeromycetes; Diversisporales; Gigasporaceae. The record is from the annotation of a GenBank genome assembly.
AUGCUCACCAAAUCAUUCGUCUUCAUCGCCUUGAGCAUUAUUUCUAUUGGCUUCGUACUCUCUGGACAAGCAAAUCCUCUGCCUGACAAUAAUUCUCCCCAACUUCUCAAACGCAGCAUCUGCACGGAUGGUUCUUUUUAUAUGAAUAAAUAUGUGGAAAUCCCAUGUGAUUUUGAGGUGGUGAUUAAUUUAGAAGAAUGUGAAGGUUUAAGUUUGAAAAAACCAGUUAAAUUUUUAAAGAUUAAAACCCCAAAACACGGUAUAUAUAGCGUAAAUGUUAAACCUACGCACAAGACUUAUGAAUAUUCUGAAGAACAUAAAUCUAGCGCUAGUUCCAGCUCUCAUA